Alternaria incomplexa is the source of this 996-nucleotide messenger RNA. RefSeq lists its product as uncharacterized. The record is from RefSeq and is a predicted model, not a curated record. Bases 1 to 996 code for a protein of 331 amino acids. The transcript has a single exon. Gene Ontology annotation, molecular function: nucleotide binding. Lineage: Eukaryota; Fungi; Ascomycota; Dothideomycetes; Pleosporales; Pleosporaceae.
AUGAUCAAUCUCGGAAUCAUCGGAACCAAUUGGAUCACGCACUCCUUCGUGGAAGCUGCGCACGCAACAGGCAAAUACAGCCUCUCCGCCGUCUACUCACGGAAGGAAGAGACCGCGAAAGAGUUCGCAUCCAAAUACUCCGACAAGCAAAUCACCACAUACACCGACCUGAAUGCAUUUGCCCAAGAUAAGAUCGACACGGUCUACAUCGCCAGCCCCAACAUCCUACACUACGAGCAAGCCAAGCAGCUCCUCAACGCGGGCAAAAAUGUAAUCCUCGAGAAGCCAUCGUGCAGCACCGUCGCCGAACUCGACGAGCUCUUUGCACUAGCAAAGUCGAAGAAGGUUGUUCUGGUUGAAGCCUUCCGUCACAUUCAAGAAGCAAACUUCAAGUUGCUGAAAUCCAAGAUCUCGGACCUGGGUCCGCUAUACGGCGCAUCCAUUACCUUUGCGCAGUACAGCAGCCGUUACGAAAAAGUACUCCAAGGCGAAGUCCCCAACAUCUUCAACCUGGAGAUGGGCGGUGGUGCGCUCGUAGACUUGGGCGUGUACUGCGUCGCAGCCGCCAUCGACCUCUUCGGCGCACCCACCUCAUCGCAAUAUUUCCCCGUGAAGAUCGCCACAGGCGCGGACGGCGGCGGCCGCCUCAUCCUCGCAUACCCCACUUUCACAGUGCAUCUCUGCCACAGCAAGAUCUACAACUCCGACGCCCCGUCUGAGAUUUACGGGGAGAAGGGCACGCUGAUUGUACCCACUAUUACGGAUAUCAACAAGAUUACCUUCUGGGACCCGAAGAAGAAGACGAGAGAGGAUGUGGCGGGAGUGAAGGAGCCUGAGAAGUUAAACUUGGCGGAGGAGGCGAGGGAGUUUGCGAGGUGUAUUGAAGAAAAGGAUGAGGCUGCGUUGAAGAGGUUGGAGCAGCACAGUAGAGAUACGUUGGCGGUUAUGGAGAAGGUGAGACAUGAUAACGGUCUCAUAUUUCCUGGGGGCAAGUAG